AUGUCCGGCCGCGGUAAGAGCGGCGGCAAGGCCCGCGCCAAGGCUAAAUCUCGCUCGUCCCGCGCUGGGCUGCAGUUCCCGGUGGGGCGCGUGCACCGGCUGCUGCGGCGCGGUCAUUACGCGGAGCGCGUUGGCGCGGGCGCCCCGGUGUACCUGGCCGCCGUGCUCGAGUACCUGACGGCGGAGAUCCUGGAGCUGGCUGGGAACGCGGCGCGGGAUAACAAGAAGACGCGCAUUAUCCCGCGGCACCUGCAGCUCGCGGUGCGCAACGACGAAGAGCUCAACAAGCUGCUGGGCGGCGUUACCAUAGCGCAGGGCGGUGUCCUGCCCAACAUCCAGGCCGUGCUGCUGCCCAAGAAGGCGGGCGGUGGUGGAGCCGGGCCGGCCAGGAGCGGCAAGAAGGGUAGCAGCCAGCAAUCGCAGGAAUACUAG
Messenger RNA from Emys orbicularis (European pond turtle), 432 nucleotides. Its product is annotated as histone H2A. Gene Ontology annotation, molecular function: protein heterodimerization activity; DNA binding; structural constituent of chromatin. Gene Ontology annotation, cellular component: nucleosome; chromatin. The transcript has a single exon. Gene Ontology annotation, biological process: heterochromatin formation. The record is from RefSeq and is a predicted model, not a curated record. The coding region runs from base 1 to 432 and encodes 143 amino acids. NCBI's taxonomy places the organism in Eukaryota, Metazoa, Chordata, Testudines, Emydidae.